UAGGAGCUUUUCUUGAUCUAGCGCUUGCUUACUUCCUUCUCUGGGUUACAACAUUUUCUUUUUGUAUGAUGAAAUUCUUCGACUUUUUUGGGGUUUUCUUGCCAUGUCCAUGUACUGGGGUUCUGGGUUAUCAAAAUAGCAAUCUGUGCUGGUAUGAGCUGCUUUUUGAGUGGCCAACAAGAAAGAUCUGUGCUGUUUUAAUUAUGGUGUGUGGUAGGUUUCCUUUUGAACUGAUUUGGUUAAGGGAUCGAGAGGGCAAUUCAAUUAUGAAGUCUUUAACUGAUUGGAGAAUGGAGAAUGGGGUUCUUGAAUCAGAUGGUGGAGGGUGUUCUAAUUCGUCUUCCUGUUUGAGAUUGCAAACUUUGGUUGAUAAGGGAAUUGAGUGUGAUGCCAAGGGAAAGAAAAUUAUGAACCAAAAGCAGAAGUCUGGAAUUCGGCGACGAAGAAGAGCUGCUCUGGGAUAUGGAAAAUCCUCAUCUGCUUUGCCUUACAAUUGUGGUGAAAUGAGAAGCAUAACUAGUGCAAGUUCUGGUCCUGUAACUGAAAUAGAAGAUGGUUUUCCUGAUGAUAAUGAUGCUCAAACAGGCACUGAAGUGGGUGAGAGUGUCUGUCAUCGUUUUCAACUUUAUGGAUCAUGUGGGGAGGAUAAUAAAUUGGAAAAGGAUUCAUCUUCUGUUAAAAGAUUUAUCAGUAACAUGCAAGAGAAGGUGGAGAUUGCUGCUAAUGAAGCGGAUCGGAUCAGAAUGUUGGAAAAUUCUCUUCAAGAAGUGAAAGCUGCCCAUGAUGCAAUCUUUCUAGAGUUAGAGAAAGAAAGGUCUGCUGCUGCAACUGCUGCUGAUGAAGCCAUGGCAAUGAUGGUGCGUAUACAAGAGGAUAGGGCAUUGAUAGAAAUGGAAGCAAGGCAGUAUCAGAGGAUGAUAGAAGAAAAAAUUGCUUACGAUGAAGAAGAGAUGAGCAUUCUGAAAGAGAUUCUUGUUAGGAAAGAGAAGGAAAAUCAUCUUUUGGAGAAAGAAGUUGAAGCCUAUAGGCAGAUGAAUGUUUUAGGGGAUGAGGAUUCACCUCCAAAUCUGCAUCAGAUAAGGAGUGUUGGAUCCUUUGACAAAGAGGAAGUGAGUGAAGUUGCAAGUUUGUCACCAAAUCAUAACGCUCCUGCUUGGAAACAAAACUAUACUUCUCUUGUUGGAAAAGAAAUAGCAUCAAUGAAUCAGAGUGUAGAUUCUAAUUUGUUCACUUCACAAAGACUGGGGCAGAUUUGUGGGGCAAGUUCAAACCAAGGUAGCUUCUCUCACUGUGAACACAGUACACCCAAGAAGUAUGUUGUUAUAGAAGGAAAAACAGAUGCAGAUGCAGAAGAUGAAUGUAGCAUGUUAUGCCAAAGAUUUCCAACUAAGGUGAUCCAGGGUCAUGGCACCGAAAAAAGUGUCUUUAGUGGGGAAGAGCUGCAGGGAGAUGGGGAACCCAGAGACCAACCAUGCCGCAAACUGAAAAAUUCUACACCUGAUAUGGAACCAACUAUUUUUGAUGUUCAUGUCAUUGAUGACCAAAUUGAACUUCAGAAGGAAGAGAGUGUAAGAGAAAGUGGACUAUUGACUUCUGCUUCAGAUGAAAGAACCUUGCUCUCUGACUCAGGCAGGGAUUUUUGUUUUGCAGUCAGGAAUGAAAGGUUGACAAUUGACACUGAAAUGGAAUGGCUGAGGGAAAGGCUCCAAAGUGUGCAAGAGCAAAAGGAGAAGUUGCCUUGCUGUGCAGAUCGGGAGGAAUGGGUUUAUGCUCAAUUGAAACUCAUGGAAGAGAUAAUGAAUGAGCUUCAUGAGAGCUUCAGCUGCUAAGGGAACCUGUUCAACAGGGUUCUUUACCUCCGUCUUCAUCUUCUAAGGCAAGUUCAAAUAAAAGACGCCGCCAAAGCAUGCCUGAUAGCACGGAAGUCAUGUACAGUCAGCAUCAGGUUCACAACUCUGUAUUUGCUUCAGGUUUAGAAUUUUGUUGAUAAAUUUUGUAGGGUACAGUAGAGGUAGUUGCCUGUGAUUAUCUAAUGUUGUUGGGAGUUUCUUGUUCUCUGUCUUCCUUUUCAACAUUUAAGUUGAAAUCAAUUGGAAGGUCGCUUCAGUCAAAGUUGUUGCAAAGCAUUGGCUCCUAUAUGGUAUACUACAUGCCAUCAUUCUCGUGGAGGGGUGGGUUUUUUUUUUU
Messenger RNA from Rubroshorea leprosula, 2187 nucleotides. Lineage: Eukaryota; Viridiplantae; Streptophyta; Magnoliopsida; Malvales; Dipterocarpaceae. The record is from the annotation of a GenBank genome assembly.